Nerophis ophidion (straightnose pipefish) is the source of this 903-nucleotide messenger RNA. It is a transcript of the gene snx10b, whose product is annotated as sorting nexin 10b. The coding region runs from base 158 to 769 and encodes 203 amino acids. The record is from RefSeq and is a predicted model, not a curated record. NCBI's taxonomy places the organism in Eukaryota, Metazoa, Chordata, Actinopteri, Syngnathiformes, Syngnathidae. The transcript has 6 exons. Gene Ontology annotation, biological process: intracellular protein transport. Gene Ontology annotation, molecular function: phosphatidylinositol binding.
UUCUUUUUUUUUUAUUCAGUAAAUAAAAGGCUCCAGCGCAUUGCAAAGUGCAGCACAAUCCGACAUGUUAUUGAAACACAAAGACAAUAGCUGGCCAGCAAGGAAAAUAAUUGACAGCCCAUGGUGAAAUCAGUCUCGACAGCAGCUUUAGUCCUCCAUGCAGCAGGCCAUCAUCAGCGUGUGGGUCCGAGACCCACGCAUCCAGAAUAAUGACUUCUGGCAUGCAUACCUGGACUAUGAAGUGUGCUUGCACACGGACAGUGUGUUCUUUACUAGGAAGACUUCAAGAGUGCGAAGGAGGUUCAGUGAGUUUGUGUGGCUCAGACAAAGGCUGCAAGCAAACUCCAUGCUGAUGGCGCAACUGCCAGACCUGCCACCCAAGAACCCUUUCUUCAGUCUGAACAAUGCCCAGCAGAUCUCAGAGCGCAUUGCGGGCCUCCAGAAGUUCUUGGAACAGAUCCUGCAGAGUCCUCUGCUGCUGUCUGACAGCUGCCUGCACCUUUUCCUGCAGUCCCAGCUCAGCGUGGCCAAGAUGGAGGAGUGUGCGGCAGGAAGGACACAUUACUCUGUGGCCCAGGCGGUCCAGUGCUGCGGAAUCAGGAGGUUUCUAUCACAAGAGGACUUGCAGAAGGACUUGAGUAUGUCGGGCGACUCCGACUCAGACAGCUCAGAGUGCAGAGAUGUGGAAGGCCAGACAAACAAAGCAUCAUCAGAUCUCAUGGAAACCAAGCAGGAGCCAUGUGUCUGCCCUUCAUCAGUUUCUCCGUGACAGCGUCCUCAUCACUUGUGGAAAUAUAUACUGGAUGUAAUUAGGACACAAUAACUGUUACCCUGUGCACUUGUACAGUUUUUUUUUUGUAAGUGGUAAUGUUGUCAUUCUUGAGUAAAGAACAUAAUAUUUGA